This is a messenger RNA of Betta splendens (Siamese fighting fish), 1916 nucleotides long. It is a transcript of the gene cox15, whose product is annotated as cytochrome c oxidase assembly protein COX15 homolog. Lineage: Eukaryota; Metazoa; Chordata; Actinopteri; Anabantiformes; Osphronemidae. Gene Ontology annotation, molecular function: oxidoreductase activity, acting on NAD(P)H, heme protein as acceptor. Gene Ontology annotation, cellular component: mitochondrial inner membrane. Bases 127 to 1443 code for a protein of 438 amino acids. Gene Ontology annotation, biological process: heme A biosynthetic process. The record is from RefSeq and is a predicted model, not a curated record. The transcript has 8 exons.
GGUCAAAGUUGAACAGUGCGUUGCUCAGAAACAUGGCCGUGUGACAUGCAGUUUGCAAACAACCAUUCAAAUUUUCUAGUGGCGCUGUAGGACGAGUUCAGCGGUAAAGGAUUUUGUGGCACAAGGAUGUUACUUUCGUCAUUACGGACAACAAUAUUGUACGGUUGCAGAAAUGCAAGGGAAACAUUUCAUUACAGCAGUAGGAGUCCACAUCUUCGACAGUGGUUUGUCAAUCGAUGUCGGCGCACCAUCACAGCAGAAGCAGGGGCAACUGCAGGAACCUCUGCUGUCCCAAACACAGCCACAAACCGCAUUGUAGGUCGCUGGUUACUUGGCUGCAGUGGGCUGGUCGUUGGGGCGAUUGUCUUGGGUGGUGUCACAAGACUCACAGAAUCCGGACUUUCCAUGGUUGACUGGCAUUUGGUGAGAGAGAUGAAGCCUCCUCGGUCACAAGCAGAGUGGGAGGCUGAGUUUUCCAAGUACCAGCAGUUUCCUGAAUUCAAAAUAAUGAACCAUGAGAUGACUUUGCCAGAGUUCAAGUUCAUCUUCUACAUGGAGUGGGGCCAUCGUAUGUGGGGCAGAUUGGUUGGAAUUGCAUACAUCCUUCCCACCAUUUACUUUUGGAAGAAAGGAUACUUCUCUCGCUCCAUGAAGGGAAAAGUACUGGGUCUUUGUGGAUUUGUCUUUUUCCAGGGACUUCUGGGGUGGUACAUGGUGAAAAGUGGUCUGGAGGAAAAGCCUGAGUCUCAUGACAUCCCGCGGGUCAGCCAGUAUCGUCUGAGCGCUCACCUUGGUUCUGCCCUGCUACUCUACUGUGCCAGUCUCUGGAUAGGGUUGACUCAGCUGCUACCUGCACACAAGUUGGCAGAGACAAAACAUAUCAUGCAACUUAGGAGGUACGCCAGGGGGACUGCUGGCCUUGUGUUCCUUACUGCUCUUUCAGGUGCCUUUGUUGCUGGUCUGGAUGCUGGGCUUGUGUAUAACUCUUUCCCUAAAAUGGGAGAUCGUUGGAUCCCUGAUGAUCUGUUGGCUUUUUCUCCCACCCUCAAGAACUUUUUUGAAAAUCCCACAACAGUGCAGUUUGACCACAGAAUUUUGGUAUGUUAUUGUUUCCAAAUAAAUAACUCUUUGGACAACAUUUUAAUUAAAAGUACUUUAAGCAGCAGUCUAUAUUUCUUUUUUUCUUUUCUUCUCCAGGGGAUUUCUUCUUUGGCUGCAAUUACAGGUCUUUAUUUAUUCUCAAGAAGGAUGUUGUUGCCCAGAAGAGCUAAAAUUGCCCUUAGCCUCCUCGCAGCAGCUGCCUGUGGACAGGUUGUCCUUGGUAUCAGCACUCUCUUGCUCUAUGUUCCCACACCACUGGCAGCAACUCACCAGUCAGGCUCCGUGGCUCUUCUCUCACUGGCCAUUUGGGUUCUAGCAGAGCUGCGCAAGAUGCCCAAGUAAAAGCCUGCACCUUUUAUGGACAAAUCCAAUCUCAGGCUAGACGCACUUCGAGCCUCAAAGAAACAACAGCUCUGUUACGGAUAUGCUCGAGCAUCGGUCUUGCGUGACAAAAAAAGACAAAAAUAUUCAUGUGAUGUGCAAUUUUGUACCUGUUCUUAAAGUCGUUUUUGGCUGACUCUGCAGUAAUUUAAAAUGAUUGCACAUUUCCUUUGCAAACAGAAUACUGCAAAACAAUCUAUGCAGGUGUACUGUUUUUUCUUUAGGUUUUACCAGGACAUGUUCAAUGAAAUUAAUUUUUCUUGUUGCCUUCUAGUUCGAUGAGGCUGCGGGGAUUAUGCAUAUUGGUGUAUAUUUAAGAACAUUUAAUGUAGACAUUGUGAGGUCAAAAAUACUCAUGAUUGUUUUUGUUAAACUGAAAUAGAGCACUGUCUUAUUUUAAUAAAUAAUGUUUACUCUGUCAAAUUCAAACCCAA